AGAAAAACAGACCUGCACACUACAGGACCAGCAACAUGGAGAGAAUUUCCUUUGUGGUACUUGUUUUACACAUCUCCUUUAGUCAGGCAUCACAAGCCGUGAGCGCAGUGCAAGCGCAACGAAGGGAUGAGCUCAAACUGCCGUGCAACGAGAAGCAUGCAGACAGGACAGUGUGGUAUGGACAGAAGUGUAAUGAGCAUCCCUUCAUCAUCAUUGCCGUCAUUAGCAGAGAUCAAACUCAAACGAAUUCAAUAUUCAUUCAAGGUCAUAACUCAAGAUUUGAAUUGAAAUGGGAGUCAAAUACAGCGUCUUAUGGCCUGACAAUCAAGAAUUUCACAGACUCUGAUCAAGGAUUCUACUACUGUAGUGUAGGAGAUGGUAGUUACACAAUGAUUGCGUCUGGAUACACUGUGACCCUUGAAGAGGAGGUAAACACACCCACAGAGCCCUCAGUCACAGUAAAGGCAAGUGUCACGUUGCAAUUACGUGAAGAAAACGGACACCAGCAGUGGCAAAGAGAGGCUAUUUGGCCUUUAGUCUCUCUUAUCGUGUCUGGGAUAGUGUUAUUGGGUAUUUAUCAAAUACAAAAGCAACCGAAGAGGAAAAAGCAAAUAACACGUAAUGAAAUUAAGCAACAUGAAGGAGUUUACACAACAGUUUACUUCACAUCAUGCUGAACAGAAUUUCUUUUUUGCCAUCAAAGUGUUGGAAGACAAAGUUUCAGUGUUUCAGUGAACUUUUAAUAAAUGUGAGAUCAUUCAAGA
Molecule: messenger RNA, 764 nt
Organism: Pygocentrus nattereri (red-bellied piranha)
Lineage: Eukaryota; Metazoa; Chordata; Actinopteri; Characiformes; Serrasalmidae
Exons: 5
Coding region: 36-677 (213 amino acids)
Source: RefSeq, a predicted model, not a curated record